This is a messenger RNA of Canis lupus familiaris (dog), 1807 nucleotides long. RefSeq names its product collagen alpha-1(I) chain-like. The transcript has 4 exons. Bases 129 to 584 code for a protein of 151 amino acids. The record is from RefSeq and is a predicted model, not a curated record. Lineage: Eukaryota; Metazoa; Chordata; Mammalia; Carnivora; Canidae.
GGCUGCAGGCUGGAGACGGCGUCCGCGGGCGCACGAGCAGCCGAGGCGGCGAGCGAGCGCUGUGCGGCGGCGGUGGACGCUGCUGGAGGCGCCCGCCCUGGAGAAGCCUCUGCCUGGUGCUUGGAGACAUGCCCUUGCAGCCUCUGCCUGGACCUUGGAGCUCUGGCUCCGAGCUGGCCGCUCCCUGCUCCCUGGGACCAAGCCCAGCGUUUUGCAAACUCUGCUCCGUUCUCCGAGGGUCCCCUGAGCGCCCCUCCCUCACCCACCGCAGAGCACCCGCCACUGAUGCGCACGCGGAUCAUGGACUGGGCUCCAGGAGGGGCUCCCAGCUCUGUGUCAGCCCCAGCUGGAAGCAAGGGACAGGGACUCGGACAGAACCAACAGGACCCGACGGCACCAGCCACCCAAGGCACCAGGCGGCACCAGCCACCCAAGGCACCAGGCACCACAAGCCAAUGAUCCAUGAAACAAAAGCUGAAAGAGCUCCCUGGCCAAGGACCCCUGGAGGAGCCCAGAGUGCAAGGAGCCUGCUGUGCUCACACCAGGGACAGGCACCUGGAGCAGACCCCCUGAAUCACAGAUGACCCGCCGUGUGACACUGAACACACCCCAGCUUCCCCAGGCCUGGUGGGGAGGGGGUGCCCCUUGGACAGAAGGAAAGGAGGCCCUGGCACCCAGCCUGACACUUGGAGAGCUCAGCCAGCUGACACCUCUGCCUGGCCCUGGGGAUCUGAAGACACUCACCGCUCUGGCGCUGGAGCUUGCUGCGGGUCUCAGUGCUGAGCGCGGGGGGACCACCUGGGCCACAGGCCGCAGCAGCUCACCUCAGGGCUGGGUUCUCCAGCGGCUCUGGCCGACUGUGGCUCAGGCUGCAGCUCCGGCUGGGGCUGCGGCUCCAGCUGGGGGGCAGCCUGGGCAGGGGCCUCUGCAGGAUGAGAUGCCAGGCCUUGGGGCUUGGGAUCUACCUCCCCCCCUGGGAGUUCGGCAGUGACUCUUCCCCUGGGGAAAACACAAAGGUGUUCCUGAGAUGAGCACUUUUAAAACAAAUCCCCCCAAGCCAGAGCCCUUCCAGUCCCCUGGCUGUUCAGUGGGAAGGCCUGCAGGUCACCUUGCCAGGGUUUGGGGUGGCAGCUCCUCUUCCUGUUCCUCUGGCUGCCUACCUCCCCCUUUUUCAAGGUACAAGGGAAAGGGGAAGUGGCCCACAGUUCACCUAGGUCUGGGCUUCCCAGCAGCCAAGCCUGAAAUGGUGCCUGCCCAUGAAGAGGCAGGAGCCCCUUCUGGGGGGGUGGGCUGCCCCUUCCUGGCUGGUGUGGAUGUGUGCCUGGGCAUGGGGUGGGGGUUGCCCACACAAGGCCUGCCUUGGGGAUCCCAGCACACUGUGUGACCACCCCCUACUCUCCAACAUUCCCACCUUUGCUGGAAGCAAGGAGGGGGCCAGGCACAAAGCAAAGGACACAUGGUUCUGUAUGCAGAAGUCAGCUGGAUGAUUGGGGGGUGGUGCGGUGGGACACUGGGCUUCCCUGGGAGAUGAAACCCAUCCCCACCAGCUGUAUGGAGAAGUCUGGGACCCUGGAUGAAGGGGAGAGAAGCUUCACAUGCAGAAUUAUGCAUGCUCCCUGGGGAAACUGCCCUUGCCCCAAUGUCCAUUCUGUGGGAAUGAGAAGCACCAGGAGAAUCUGGGGAGGGGGCAUGCUGGCAGGGGGACAGGAGCUCUAGUCUUCCCAUCCUGCUGAGGGGUACCAAGGCACUUGGCCAUCCUUUGUCCUCCUCCUCACUCUCCUUUCCAGUUAUUUAGUGGGAUUCUUUG